AUGGCGUCUAGGACUCGAGGCGGAAUUCGCCAGGACAAUAGAGCAUACCGAGAACGCAAAAACGAGAUGCGAAAUUGCUGCUGUUUCGGCAUUAAUUUUUUCCGUGAUUGCAAAUAUUUCCUCGCCAUGUCAGAAUCAACGGUCCACAAUGACUACAUUUGGAAGAGACCAGAGACCUUAUCUCCAGCUGUGGCUAAAAAAUGCUCUUACACUCCCUCAGAUCUUGUUUCCAUAAUCCACAAUUGGAAGGUGCCAGUGGCUUCAUUUUCCCGAAUCAAUGUUGCAAUGCAUGGCUUGUGCAUACUGGUUAGGCUAUCUCAUGCAAUACAUGCAUGGAGUGCAGAAGCGUUUAUUGCGUGUAAGCCUUGCAGCAAAGGUUUGCAAGAGGGGUCGGAGACUCAAAGGGGUCUCCGAUCUGGGUUUCGCAACCGCAGCGAUAAGAAAAGAGGAGGACGCAAAACGAUGGAGUCAUUUUGCGUUGAACCGUUUGCGUUGCGUUUUUUCUGA
Molecule: messenger RNA, 507 nt
Organism: Australozyma saopauloensis
Lineage: Eukaryota; Fungi; Ascomycota; Pichiomycetes; Serinales; Metschnikowiaceae
Exons: 1
Coding region: 1-507 (168 amino acids)
Source: RefSeq, a predicted model, not a curated record